AUGGCUACUCCUGACCCACCCACAGGGGACCAGGUUCGCAGCAAGUGGAGGCCUGGGAAACCUCUCAUGGGAACAACUACGUCCCACACACCGAAAACCCGAUCGAGACACUCACCUGGGUUGAGAGCACUACGGGUCCAGACCCCCAAGUACCAGCCACACACACGGAGGACCGCCAGACACCCACGAUGCCGACGCAUACCCGAUAAAUGCAAGGCCCACCGCACCACCCUGACGGGGACAACCCUGGACCUCAAAGGUACCCAGGCGAAUGGCAUGAAGGUACAAGCUCUCCUACAACUCCACGACACGGCACUGCUCCCCUGA
This is a messenger RNA of Pelobates cultripes (western spadefoot toad), 327 nucleotides long. Lineage: Eukaryota; Metazoa; Chordata; Amphibia; Anura; Pelobatidae. The record is from the annotation of a GenBank genome assembly.